Messenger RNA from Fusarium pseudograminearum CS3096, 690 nucleotides. RefSeq lists its product as uncharacterized. The record is from RefSeq and is a predicted model, not a curated record. Lineage: Eukaryota; Fungi; Ascomycota; Sordariomycetes; Hypocreales; Nectriaceae. The transcript has 2 exons. Gene Ontology annotation, molecular function: ubiquitin protein ligase binding; protein tag activity. Gene Ontology annotation, biological process: modification-dependent protein catabolic process; protein ubiquitination. Gene Ontology annotation, cellular component: cytoplasm; nucleus. Bases 1 to 690 code for a protein of 229 amino acids.
AUGCAGAUCUUCGUCAAGACCUUGACCGGCAAGACUAUUACCCUCGAGGUUGAGUCAUCUGAUACUAUCGACAAUGUCAAGUCCAAGAUUCAGGACAAGGAGGGUAUCCCCCCGGAUCAGCAGCGAUUGAUUUUCGCCGGCAAGCAGCUCGAGGAUGGCCGUACCCUCUCAGACUACAAUAUCCAGAAGGAGUCGACUCUCCAUCUCGUCCUCCGCCUUCGUGGUGGUAUGCAAAUCUUCGUCAAGACCCUCACAGGCAAGACCAUCACCCUUGAGGUCGAGUCAUCCGACACUAUCGACAAUGUCAAGUCCAAGAUCCAGGAUAAGGAGGGCAUCCCUCCUGACCAGCAGCGAUUGAUUUUCGCCGGCAAGCAGCUCGAGGACGGCCGUACCCUCUCAGACUACAACAUUCAGAAGGAGUCAACCCUUCAUCUCGUCCUCCGCCUUCGUGGUGGUAUGCAAAUCUUCGUCAAGACCUUGACCGGCAAGACCAUCACCCUUGAGGUUGAGUCAUCCGACACUAUCGACAACGUCAAGUCCAAGAUUCAGGACAAGGAGGGUAUCCCUCCUGACCAGCAGCGAUUGAUUUUCGCCGGCAAGCAGCUCGAGGACGGCCGAACCCUCUCCGACUACAACAUCCAGAAGGAAUCAACCCUUCACCUGGUCCUUCGUCUUCGUGGUGGACAGUAG